AAGAAUUUCAAAAAGUUUCCUACUCAGAGCAGAAAUGUCGUUUUGGAUGGAUAACAGAGCAGAAGCAGCUAAAAACAUCCCAGACUUUGAUGUACAUGAUAUUAUUCUUACGUCAGAUAUGGUUUCCCACUUUUCUUGACAUUGUUUAAUACUUAAGGACGCGGCGGUAUGGAAACGCAAGCAAGCCAGCAGGAAUCAACUACUAAGAAAAAAAUGGGAUCAUCUCUUUUUUCUUUUCCUACAAUACCAAUGCCUUCUUGUUAACUGCACAAAAGCCAAUUCUUCUGUUCUUUGUUCUAAUCCAAGCACUGUGCAACUUUACCUUUAUUUAGUGCUAUAAAUACUGAUAUUAGACAACUCUCAUUUCAUCGCAGGCGAAAGAGAAACAGAGUUAGCGAGAGAGAGAGAGAGAGAGAGAGAGAGAGAGAGGAAAUGAGGCCUGCAAGCAACCACACAACAAGUGGUGCUGGUGUUGGAUUCUCGCACUGGAACUCUCCCAUGCCUUACCUCUUUGGUGGGCUAGCACUCCUGCUGGGAAUCAUCACUGUUGCUUUGAUAAUCCUUGCCUGCUCAUAUAGGCAGUCUGUGUCCAAUUCAGCAACACAGGUUCGCGAAGAGACACCAGUCAAGCAAGUAGACAGCUCUGAGCCAAAGAUUGUUGUGAUCAUGGCUGGUGAUGAGAAUCCUACGUACUUGGCUAAGCCUAAGCCUGUCUCUUGCGAUUGCCACAAUGAAGAACAAGUUUAAGUCUGACGAAUCUCAAGACACCCUUUUCUUUCUUUCGUUCUUUUCUUUUACCCAUUUUGGUUUGCCUGCGGGAAUAUGUAAAGCGAUGAGUAUGAAGAGGAUGAUAUUUUUGUAAGACGCAUAUAUAUAUUUCAGUGAUUUUUGUACCAAAUAGCAAACUUGUGCCUUUAAGAAAUUUGUGAAAUGAAGAAUCACUUGACUAAA
Hevea brasiliensis (rubber tree) is the source of this 951-nucleotide messenger RNA. Its product is annotated as protein GLUTAMINE DUMPER 3-like. The record is from RefSeq and is a predicted model, not a curated record. NCBI's taxonomy places the organism in Eukaryota, Viridiplantae, Streptophyta, Magnoliopsida, Malpighiales, Euphorbiaceae. Gene Ontology annotation, biological process: regulation of amino acid export. The transcript has a single exon. Bases 433 to 747 code for a protein of 104 amino acids.